Diaporthe citri is the source of this 315-nucleotide messenger RNA. RefSeq lists its product as uncharacterized. The record is from RefSeq and is a predicted model, not a curated record. The transcript is spliced from 2 exons. Bases 1 to 315 code for a protein of 104 amino acids. NCBI's taxonomy places the organism in Eukaryota, Fungi, Ascomycota, Sordariomycetes, Diaporthales, Diaporthaceae.
AUGGCCCUCAUCGGAAUGGCUAAAUCGCUUGCGCUGGAGGGAGCAGCACACAAUAUCCUGGUCAAUACGGUAGCUACAACGGGCUUCACGGACGCAGUCCAGAAAAGCACCUCUGACAAAGGAACCCAAGCAUUCAUGGAAGCCAACUUACCCGCCUCCGAGCCGGCACCUACCGUUGUAUGGCUCGCCCAUAAGGACUCCAAUGUUAGCGGAGAGGUCUUUGGAGCUCAGGGCAGAGUCGUCACUCGGAUCUUCGUUGCAAACUCGCAUGGAUUCCAAGGUUCAUCCCAGGGAGAAUGGACCGUAGAGGGUUAA